AAGAAUCCUGGGAGGAGGGGGAAGACCAAAUGAGAAAGAAGAGAAUCUCUCAGGGGGCUCAUCACCGGCAGCUGUUGCAGUUCUUGUCCGUCGACUCCGCUCCCAAUGCAUUCGUCCAUCAGAGCUUGUUCUUUUUUAUUAUUUUUUCCUUGUCUGCCAUUGAAUGCCACCGUAAACCUGGUUCAUGAUGGUCGUCGACAGGUCUAGCAAUUAAGUACCUCCUCUGUUCUCUUCUCUCUAUGCUCUGUUCCCCGCCGUAACACCUACUUCCCUCCCUACGCCUCCCUACCUCUAUUUGUUUUUGUAUAUUUCUGUCCCACCUCACCUGCUUAGUUCCUUUUAGCUCUGUGUGAGCUCAACAUCUGCGUCGAGCACGCUCCAUCAUUCCGUCGAACGAACACCUUGCACACUGUUGCAGAAAGCUAGCUUCUUUUGCUUCUGCAUGAGCUCUGAAAGAGAUCGCUUCUUGGAGUUCUUCUCGCCUUCUCCGUGAGCAAUCCGCAUUCGACUCUGCUUUGAGCAAAACAGAGGAAGAGGAGAUGAUAUCGGCGGUGGACCUUUACCACGUGCUAACGGCGGUGGUGCCGCUGUACGUGGCGAUGAUCCUGGCGUACGGGUCGGUGAAGUGGUGGCGCAUCUUUACUCCGGACCAGUGCUCGGGAAUCAACCGCUUCGUGGCGCUCUUCGCGGUGCCGCUGCUCUCCUUCCAUUUCAUCUCGACCAACGACCCCUACGCCAUGAACUACCGUUUCAUUGCGGCAGACACGCUGCAGAAGCUGAUCGUGCUGGCGGUGCUCGCGGCGUGGGCGAAGUUGAGCGCCCGCGGCUGCCUCGAGUGGACCAUCACCCUCUUCUCCCUUGCUACGCUUCCGAAUACGCUGGUGAUGGGCAUCCCCCUGCUCAAGGGCAUGUACGGGGCCGAAUCCGGUAGCCUCAUGGUCCAGAUUGUGGUGCUUCAGUGCAUCAUCUGGUACACCCUCAUGCUCUUCCUCUUCGAGUACAGAGGCGCCAAGCUCCUCAUCAUGGAGCAGUUCCCGGACACCGCCGGCUCCAUCAUCUCCUUCCAUGUCGACUCCGACAUCAUCUCCCUCGACGGUAAGGAGCCGUUGCAGGCCCAGGCGGAGCUUGGCGACGAUGGGAAGCUCCACGUGACGGUGCGCAAGUCGACAAGCUCGCGCUCCGAGGCCUACUCGCGGCGCUCUCUCGGUGGGCUCAACUCCGGCGGCAUCUCCGUCACGCCACGCCCCUCCAACCUUUCCAACGCCGAGAUUUACUCGCUGCAGUCAUCGCGGAACCCGACGCCGAGGGGCUCCAGCUUCAACCACGCCGACUUCUACUCUAUGGUCAGGAACGGCAACAGCGGCACGGCGAGCAGCUUGAGCCCGCGGCACUCUAACUUCGGUGGCGCAACAUUCGACGUGGAGACAGGGCCCAGGGGUAACGGCGCGGCUGCAGCCUACCCUGCUCCACCUACCACCGGAAUGUUCUCGCCGGUGAAGAAGGCUAAUGGGGCAGAAGGAGGGAGGGAUUUGCACAUGUUCGUGUGGAGUUCGAGCGCGUCACCUGUUUCGGAAGGAGGGAUGCAUGUGUUCGGAGGGACAGAGUUCAGGAACGAACAUGGAGUUGCGCAGCAAGAUGAUAACCGCCACAAAGUCCUAGAAGCCAAUCGCGACGCCUAUGAUUUGUGCCGACGGGAUGACUUCAGCUUCGGCAAUAAACCCAUUGGCCAGGGAAUGGAUCAAAUGAAGAAGGUUGGCCAGAGCCUUGCCAAUGUCGGCACAAAUUCAACAGAGCUCCACUCUAAAACGGGGGCUGAUGAAGUCGCAAAGACCUCGAUGCCGCCUGCGAGUGUGAUGACCAGACUUAUAUUGAUCAUGGUGUGGCGAAAACUAAUCCGGAAUCCUAACACCUACUCGAGCCUUAUUGGUGUUAUCUGGUCUCUCGUCUCCUUCAGGUACAAUAUUGAAAUGCCUGCUAUUAUUGCAAAAUCAAUCUCAAUACUUUCUGAUGCGGGACUUGGGAUGGCCAUGUUCAGUCUCGGUUUAUUUAUGGCAUUACAGCCGAGAAUUAUAGCUUGUGGCAAUUCCCUUGCUGCAUUUGCUAUGGCUGUAAGAUUUGUCACUGGUCCUGCUGUCAUGGCUGCUGCUUCUAUUGCAGUUGGGUUGCGAGGAGUUCUCUUACACGUUGCGAUAGUACAGGCAGCUCUUCCCCAAGGGAUUGUGCCUUUUGUGUUUGCAAAAGAGUACAAUGUGCAUCCUGAUAUUUUAAGCACAGGGGUUAUAUUUGGGAUGCUGAUUGCUCUUCCUAUCACUUUAGUUUACUACAUAUUACUGGGACUUUGAAGCUGAAGAGUUUCAUGGAACGCGAACAUUGACAGAUGGAGUUAGGAAGAUAGAAUGAUUUCCUGACCAACUAUUUAGUGUGACAGAGAGAGAGUUUAAAUCUUUGAACUUUGCAGUAAUAUAAUGACAAAUAGAGUAGUCAUGUAAAACUAGUUUUAAGUCACUAAACACACUAGUCUUCAAAAACCCUUGUAUUUCUUUUAUUCUAGUUGAAGAAAUGCAUCUGAAGAAGUGGUUUAUUAACA
This is a messenger RNA of Zingiber officinale, 2587 nucleotides long. Its product is annotated as probable auxin efflux carrier component 1b. Lineage: Eukaryota; Viridiplantae; Streptophyta; Magnoliopsida; Zingiberales; Zingiberaceae. Bases 540 to 2342 code for a protein of 600 amino acids. The record is from RefSeq and is a predicted model, not a curated record. Gene Ontology annotation, cellular component: plasma membrane; endoplasmic reticulum. Gene Ontology annotation, molecular function: auxin efflux transmembrane transporter activity. Gene Ontology annotation, biological process: auxin export across the plasma membrane; auxin polar transport. The transcript has 7 exons.